Messenger RNA from Tetrahymena thermophila SB210, 3801 nucleotides. RefSeq names its product GAF domain protein. NCBI's taxonomy places the organism in Eukaryota, Ciliophora, Oligohymenophorea, Hymenostomatida, Tetrahymenidae. Gene Ontology annotation, cellular component: mitotic spindle. Gene Ontology annotation, biological process: regulation of mitotic cell cycle; mitotic spindle organization. The record is from RefSeq and is a predicted model, not a curated record. The transcript has 4 exons.
UCAAAAAUUUAACAGAUAUUUACACAGAUAAUAAACUUUUAUAUUAUUAGUAUUUAUUAAAUUUUAGUUAAAAUGAAAGAAAAUAAUUAUAAGAAAUCAAUCUUUAAAUCUGAAUAAGUUAGCAGCUAAGAUGAACAUAAAAAGCAUAAUUAAUCAAUAAAAAUAUAAGAAUAUGCUGAGGAUGAUUCUUCCUCAACAAGAAAUAACUCAGUUUGCAAGAAUUGCCAAAAAUUUGAAGUCUUAAUGAGGAAAAUGAUUAAAGAAAAAGAAUAGCUCCUUUAUGAAAUUAAGUACAAAGAUAUAGCUUUGCAAAAAAGAGAAGAAUUAAUGACUCAUUACGCUACUGAAAGCCAAAGCUUAAAACAUCAAAUAUUAAACUUGAAGAAUAGGAUUUCUAAACUUGAAUCUUAAAUUGAGCAGCAAUAACCUGAUUAUACAGCAAGAAGUUUUUUUUCUAAAAAUUCUUAGAAUAUUUUAAGGUCUGCAUCCAUAAAUUCUGCAUAGAAAAUUGAAACAGAUGAAAAGACUGAAAAGCAAAUAAAAUAAAAAGAACUGGCAAAUUAAAUCUAAGAAGCUGUUCGCAAUCUUUAAAAAUAAUAACUAAGUAAUAAAGAAGUAGAAUAAAGUAAGUAAAUACAUAGCUAACAAAAUAAUUAAAAUGAUAAAGAGAUAAAAAUUGAAGAUUAGACUUUAAAAUAGAACAAUUAAGCGCUACAAAAAUAAGCAACUUUUUAAAAGCAAGAUAGCACUAAAAAUUUAUAUAAAUUAGAGGUGCCUAAUUCAUAAAAUAAGGCUUUUGUGGAUCUAUCAAAAGGGUUUCCAAAAGUCAUAAAAAGCAAUUAAAGCGAUAAAAACAAAACUGUACCUAAUGAAAAUUCAAGUUUUUACAAUAGAGAAUAAGAUAAAAUGUUUAAUUAUGAUAAAUAUGAGCACUUUAUACUCAAAAGUAACACCGAGAAAAAAGUUUAACCUUAUUUAUAAUAAUAGCCUUCUGCUUACAAAAAUCCUACAAUUAAGAUAAAAAAGAGACAAAGAAUUGCUUAAAGUGUAUCUGACAUUACUUCUGCACAAAGAGUAAUGACUUCAUAUACUCCAACAAAAUUUGUUGAAAGAGAUUAAAUUUAAAGGGAAUAAGAUGCUAAAAUUAUCAUUAAUAAAAUGAGUACAAAAAAUUUAGAAAUUAGUUAAGAAUAAGACUCUACUAAUAAAAUUUAACAAUAAACAAAUGUAAGACCAAGUUCAAGUAUCUGUAAAUUAAACAAUGGCCACGAUUCAUUAAAUCAAUAGUUUACUACUGAAAACUAAAAAAGGCCAUACUCAGGAACUGUUAUACCUGAAAAUAAAAACGAAAAAAUUAAUUUUAUUUAAAAUUAGUAAAAUACUUAAGCUAAAACUACCUAAGGUGGCAGUGAAAUAAAUAAAGGAAGCUAAGAAAAAAACAAAAAUUAAAGUAUUUAAAAUUAGGUUUCGACCAAUAAUAAUCUAAAUGUACCAUAAAAUAACUUAUAUCUAUAAAGUCCAUAAUAAAAUUAAAUAUAAAGAUCAAAAUCAGCUUCUUCAUAAAAUUAUAAAAAAAGUGUAUAAUAAAAUAACUAGAAUGUUUAAGAUGAGUAAUCUAAAAAUAAUUCAGAAGGAUAAACUUAAAAUUUGGAAUAAAAAAACAAUAAAGUAGACAUCAAAAUAAAUAAUCUUCCUUUAGAAUAUACUAAAAGUGAUUCAAAAGACUAAAAUCCAGAUUAAGUGAUGAAUGAGUCUUAAAAUUUGAUGACAAAAAGCAUAAGACAUUCUAGGCAUAUUCAAAGUGGCGAUUAGACUAAUAGGAAUAAUGCUCUAACUCCUCCUACUUAAAGAAACUCAACAACUAAAAACAGAAAUAGCAGUUCCUAAAUAGCUCCCCAGUAGGUAAAUAAACCUGCUAUUAAAAGAAAUAGCUUCUAUGCAACUUUAGAAACAUUUUAAUCUGAUGACCACCUAGACAAAAAUAAUGAUAAGCAGGAUUCUACUAUUGAAGAAGAUUAUGACGAAGAAGAAGAAAAUAAAAAAAAUUUAAACUUCACUCAAGCUAUAUCACGACAAUCUCCAUGCAAUUCACCAUAAACGAGAUAAUUAAAUUCGAGUGGAAGCACAAGAAAUUUAAAACAAAAUGCAAAUUUCACUAUCACAAGCAGCUAAAAUUAGAAUAUACAAACACCAAAUAGAAUGCUACUUUCUCAAAGAUCCCCUUAAAGAAUACCAAAAAAACAUUAAUACAGGAAGUUAGAUGAUGAAGAGAAUCAAAUUAUGUUUUUAACUAGCGAGCAAGAUUUAAAAAAAGCAAAAAAAAAUCCAAGAAAUUACUGGAUAGGAGACUUUGUUGAAGAUCCUACAUAAUUUUUUUAUAAACUAAGCUUAUAGCCUGUUGAUUAAUAAGUAUCUUUUGCUGAUAGCAUUUAAAAGCUGCUAACAGAUUAUGUAAUUUCUCUUGAUUAUGGAUUAAUGCUUAAAAAAUCAUUAGAAUCUUGCAUUGAUGUAUCUAAGAGCUUAAGAUUUAAUGAAAUUAUGAAUAAUUUACAUUAGCAACUAAUUAGAAAUAUAAACUGCUAAAAGAUCUUCUUCUAUAUUUAUGAUGAAAAGACUAAAGAACUUUGGUCAAAAAAGAGUGAUAAUUCAGUAAUUAGAAUAAAGCCUUAAAGAGGAUUACUAAAACACUUAGUAACAACCCUUGAAAAAAUAAAAGUUGACGACAUUGCAUAUGAUCCUCGUUUUGAUCCAGAGAUAGACUCUAUCCUCCAUCCGGAUAUCAAAAGCUUACUUCUGAUUCCAUUGCUUAAUUAUUAAAAUGGAUUAAUGGGUGUUGUUUAAAUAGUGAAUCUGAACUACAAAAGCAAGGCGAAAUAUAUUUAUGAUCAAAUGAAAGUUGAGAAUAUCAUCAGAGUAUCUGGAAAUAUUAUUUCAAUUGGGAUGAUAUAUGAAUAGAAUUUUUUAAAUAAUUAAAGAAUCUCUAGACUACUUCAAAAUUAUGUUAGGAUGUUAGAAAUCGAAAAAUUAAAUGAAUUAAUGGCAGAAGCAUAAGAAGCACUUAUUGAAAUUUUUGGUACUCAAAAAUGUUUUGUGUAUCUAAUUAAUUCGAACAAUAAACUUGAAAGAUUUACUAAAUAAUACUUAGAAAAUAAUUAAACAUUAACUGAAAAAAGAAUAUAUGAUGAAAAUAAUAACAAUAAAUCCGCCUAAAAUAAAAAAUAUAUUAUCAAUUCAGAAGAGUUUGAAAUAAGAACAGGUAUUAUAGGAUUGAGUAUAACAAGUAAAUAAGAGAUAGAAGUGAUGGAAUAACAGCAACAUCCCUAUUUCAAUCCCUUGACUGAUAUUGAUACUUAUUUACCUACUUAUACAUUACCUAUCAUAUCAAAUAACUAAGUUUUAGGAGCAUUGUAAGUUUCUUAUCUUAAUACUUAGCUUGGUAAAAAAGUGCUUAAGAUGGAUAUUCUCUAUAAAGAAAUUAUGCAAAAUGUUUGUAGCCUUAUUGGACAUUGUAUUGAAAAGCUACUUAAAUAUAACUAAGAAAUCAACUUCAAGUUGUAGGAAUAAAGAAAUUUUUUUGAAAAUCAAAUUGAGUAAAUAAAAACAAAAUAGUUAAAAACAAGAUCAUAUUCAACAAAAUCUGUAGUUUCCCCUGUUAUAUAAUCUAAAACUUCUAGAGGGCCAAUAUAUAAUUCCUAACAACAAAUAUAGAUUUUAAAUAGUUAAAUUAAAAAUAAAAUUUAACAUCAUGAAAAAGAGUAAUAUAAUAAUUCUAACUUAAUUUGUAACCAAUCUAAGUAGUGA